UGCAUUGAUUGAGUACGUACGUAGGCCCUACACAGUCAACGUCAGAUAGUUGUAAACCAAUUCAUAAUGAAAUUUAUUUAUUGGUCUGUAACAUUAGACGGCUCACUCGUCAAAAAGGAGCUUCUACUCGGGAACGAUGAAUCAAUUCCAGAGCCAGGAGGAUCAGAGGUCCUGGUCAGAAUCAAGGCUUGUGGCCUCUCGGACGUUGAUGUAGAACUUCUGCAAGCCAUGGGACAGUCAAGACAAGAGAUACCAUGUGGUGUCCAGAUAGCUGGUAUUGUUACAAAAGUUGGAUCUGCAGCUACCAGGUUUACUGUUGGAGAUGAUGUUGUAGGGAUCCUACCAAUGGACACACCCUUAUCCGGAUGUGCAGAGUACUGCAUCGUCAAUGAGAAUUAUCUAGUGAUAAAACCUGGGAAGGUGAGCUAUAGGGAUGCUGCUAGCUGUAUUGGUGAAGGGAUGAAGAUGUACACUGCUCUGAGAUACCUGGGCCACCUCGAAGGGGGAGAGACCAUUCUUAUCAUGGACGGUGCUCGGCCUGCAGGCUACAUGGGCAUUCAGUUGGCCCAGGGUUGGGGUGCAAAGGUCAUCACUACCAUGUCAUCAGAAGAGGAAAGAUCAUUACUUGAGAACAUGAAACCUGAACUUGCACAUGUGAUAGAUACCAGUGAAAGUAAGAGGUUUGCCGUCCUCAAUGAAUGCUUAGAGGAUACCGGUGGUCUUGGGGUGGAUUGCAUCUUGGAUAAUGGAGUGAACAUGUACCCCAAUGAAAUAGACGAGGAGGCAGGCCAAUCCCCCAAAUCCAAGAGGAAAACUGACCUCCCUGAGAAGCAUAAGGUCAUCUCGGCACUAGGGGUCGGGGGCCGUUGGGUCACGUCACAAAGAGAUCUACAACUGGAUCCUCCAGACUCCAGGCUUCUGCAGUUGAAGGGUGCUAGUGUUUGUUUCCUCAACGACUCCAUAUGGACCCUGUCUUCUCACAAGCUUGGCAAAUAUUUGCACAUUCUUAGAGACAUCAUGCAGAAGCUAGAACAGGGAAAAUUGAGACCACCUAUCGUCAAAUCACUAUCAUUGGAGGAAGUUCCGCACAAGUACCUGGAUCUAUUGGCAUCAGCAGGCUGCAGCAAAAUCGUCAUGGAAAUAAAGUAAAAGUUAGAUCUAUUUGUUUGUUCGAAGACCAAAUUUAUGUGUGUGUAGUCAGACCCCUCCAUUGAGGUCACCCAAGGGAAACAGUAAAAAGUGGCCACUGGAGGGCAGGUCCUACAACAUGCAUUUUUUUUCUUGAAGGAGCCAACAUACAUGACCACUAUAGACAGGUGGUCUUCAUAGAGAGGUGGCUACUUUAGACAUGCUUGGCUGUACUUUCAUGUUGUCAUAUUUAAAGAUUUCCCAAUCACUUACCUUGAUAUUGGAGAAAAUCCAGAUUAGAAAUACAGUGGAACCUUAUUAUAGAGACCAUUGUUUUUUUGUUUUUUUAAUUACAACAAAGUAAUUUGCCAAUCCCUCUUCUUUGCAUGGUUUGGUUUACCCUUGAUUUGACAAGGUUUCAAUACAACAAGGAAAUAUUUUUUCUUGUUUCCAUGAAGUAUAACUACUGUUCAACUUCAUGACAAGUAGGUAUGAUGGGACAUUGACAUCUAGCAUCUACUGAACAUUUUCUUGUUGUGCCUUUUGGUUUGACUGUUUUUUACCCUUCUCUUCGGGUCCAUCUAGCCAGUCCCCCCCCCCUUGUGCAGGCCUCCCCUCUCCAUCCCUCUCCAUCCCCUCCUAUC
Molecule: messenger RNA, 1772 nt
Organism: Strongylocentrotus purpuratus (purple sea urchin)
Lineage: Eukaryota; Metazoa; Echinodermata; Echinoidea; Camarodonta; Strongylocentrotidae
Product: quinone oxidoreductase-like protein 1
Exons: 10
Coding region: 67-1149 (360 amino acids)
Molecular function (GO): oxidoreductase activity
Source: RefSeq, a predicted model, not a curated record